This is a messenger RNA of Desarmillaria tabescens, 2049 nucleotides long. Its product is annotated as ammonium transporter. Bases 201 to 1721 code for a protein of 506 amino acids. NCBI's taxonomy places the organism in Eukaryota, Fungi, Basidiomycota, Agaricomycetes, Agaricales, Physalacriaceae. Gene Ontology annotation, molecular function: ammonium channel activity. Gene Ontology annotation, biological process: ammonium transmembrane transport. The record is from RefSeq and is a predicted model, not a curated record. The transcript is spliced from 8 exons. Gene Ontology annotation, cellular component: plasma membrane.
GUGACGGUGCCGCGACUAGGUUCCUCUUGGCGCCGAAGAAACGAAAUUGGUCGGUUGAAUGUACACCAUGCUGCCCAGGUCUGAUCCGUGUCACAUUGUCUUAUAUAUUCAAACUAUUUAAAUGCAAGACUUGUUGCUCACUUGCCAUACUUUUUAACUGUCAGCUGCCGCUGCUGCUCUUUACCUUUCGUUCUCUUGCAAUGUCGCGCGAGUUCUCACUCGUACAACGCGAUGAUGUAGUCGAUGUUAGCCGAUAUGAUCGCGGCGACCUCUCUUUUAUUAUUGUUGCGGGCGCCAUGGUCUCCUUCAUGGUCCCGGGGCUCGCAUUUCUAUACUCUGGCUUGGCUCGCCGAAAAAGUGCUUUGUCCUUGAUUUGGGUAGUCUCCGCGGCCAAUGCCAUCACCAUCUUCCAAUGGUUUUUCUGGGGUUACUCAUUGGCCUUUUCGCCGACGGCCACCAAUAGUUUCAUUGGAAACCUCCACAAUUUCGGCCUGCGAAAAGUCCUUGCCAAUCCUUCCCCGGGAUCACCUCUAAUUCCCGACCUACUCUACAGUUUCUUCCAGAUGGAAUUCGCAUGCGUAACUGCUGGUAUUCUCGUCGGAGGUGUUGCAGAGCGAGGGAGGGUAUUCCCCGUUAUCUUCUUCACUUUCAUCUGGUUAACUCUGGUUUACUGUCCAUUGGCUUGCUGGGCAUGGAGUUCCAGCGGGUGGGCAUUCAAGUGGGGCGUCCUCGACUUCGCAGGCGGAGGACCGGUCGAAAUCGGAAGCGGGGUUAGCGGACUCGCGCUUGCAUGGAUCUUGGGCCGCCGUCAGGAAAAAGAACUCAUCAACUUCCGCCCGCACAAUGUAUCCCUAGUCAAUCUGGGAACUUUUAUUCUGUUUUUCGGCUGGCUCGGAUUCAAUGGUGGUAGUGCGUUCGGUGCCAAUCUCCGUGCCAUAAUGGCAAUAUGGAACUCCAUGCUUUCCGCCGCCUUUGGAGGAAUAAUCUGGUGCCUCAUGGAUUAUCGCAUCGAACGUCGUUGGAGUAUGGUAGGUUUCUGCUCUGGUACAAUUGCCGGGCUAGUUGCUGCCACUCCCUCAUCUGGCUAUGUCCACCCUUGGGCCGCACUAGUAGUUGGCGUGGUAUCCGCGGCCAUCUGCAAUCUUGCAACCAAAGUAAAGUUCUUGUUGCGCAUUGACGACGCCUUGGAUCUUUUUGCUGAGCACGCGGUUGGCGGAAUGGUCGGCCUUAUCCUUACUGCAUUUUUCGGAGAUUCGCAAGUGAUAGCUCUGGAUGGCAUCAACACCGCUGCGAUGGGUGGCUGGAUGGAUCGCAAUUGGAAGCAACUCUACAUUCAAUUUGCCUAUGUCUGUGCUACUACGGCUUACAGCUUCGUUGUUACCGCGUUGAUUGCAAAAGCAGUGGAUAUGAUUCCAGGCCUGCAACUGCGGAGCACUGAAGAGGGAGAACGACUAGGCAUGGACGAAGUUGAGAUUGGCGAAUUUGCCAACGACUAUAUCGAGAUUCGUCGCGAUUAUACUGACUGGGUAGCUCCCUUUGACUCGUCAAAAUUUGCCGAACAAGCUGUGGCCAAUGGAGACAGACAUGCGCAACCUGACCUCAACAUACCACACGAAGUUGACGUCCAUUCCGUCCACUCGCAUGAUAUCGACAUCGAUGUCGUGAUAUCAGAGCCCAAGGAAAUGUCAGAGAAGAAGGGUUCUGCCACCACAAUCAUUUGAUAUAUGUAGUAUUGAAAAGUAUCCAAGUAAAUAGACUGCACCAUCCAUUCCUUCUAACCUAUAUAAUUCUUACCUGUGCAGUAGCUACUUUACAAAAUGUACAUUAUACUAGAAUACAAAUCAUCCCUAGCUUAACAAUCCCAACCCAAAACAAAGUUGUCAGGAUAGCGAGAUGGGAAGUAGUAUUCGCCUAGGGAGAGCUGUCUCUCUGAUGAGGCAGAGAUUCUGGGUCCGCAUAUACUUGAACUGAACUCUUCAUUCAGCAUGAGGUCAACGACGUUUCGUGAAGCGAUCGUCUCCGUUUCCAUCGUUGAAAUGAACCUGCUCG